AUGUCGCAUCCCCAACUGCCUCUGGUCCUGCGCAAAGAUGAUCACUUAGUGGUUGCCGUAUACGAUGAGGACAAGUCUACCCUCACGGAGCUGAUCGGGGAAUCCACGAACUACUACACCGGCGACUACCGCGAGUGCGAGGUCUGCUUCAACCCCGCCGAGCCAAGCAUGUUCGCGCACGCCACCACAACGCAUCUGCGCUGCAGCUACGUCAGCACUUCCGAGGAGGGUGGCUUUUCUACCAAACUUCUCUUUGAGCAGGAGAUGCCGCACGUCGUGAUUGAGAUGGCGUUUUCCCCGCGCGGGACGUACUUGGUGACGUAUGCGAUGAUGGACCGCAAGCGGACUCCGGGUGGAAACCUCAGCGUGUUUGACGUUGCUACAGGAGCUUGUCUUCUACGUAGUAUGCAGGCGCGCUGGCCGGCGAUGGUGUGGACGAUGGAGGAGGAGUAUCUCGUUCGGCCGAUGCAGGGAUGGCUGCAUGUUCUCGAAGGGAAUCCCUCCGGCGAGGCGCCGGCGGAAUUCGUGAACUCCAAGCCGGCUGAGGCGAGCCGAGGCUCUCCGACGAGCCCGAACCACGGCGGUGGGGUCUUUUCGUGUUUGAGUAAGACCGACCUCAUGCUUGCGCAGGAUAAGGAAAUCGCGUUUUCAACCUGCCCGACGGAGGGUCUCUCCAUGUUGGCGCUCUUUAAGCCCUUCUACAAACAGCAGCAGGCGACCCUUUCCCUGUAUCGCCUGCCCAAUCUCCACGACGGCGCGCUCUACCAGGUGCCCUUUGGUCGCUCCGAGUCGGCACGGAUUUUGUGGAGCUUCGGAGGGCAUCAUAUCGCGCUUUUGGUGCAAUCCGAGUGCGAUUCGAGCGGGAAGAGCUACUACGGCACGGUCACCCUGCAUCUGAUUGACGUCCUCAAGCGAAGCACCACCACGAUCCGGCUCACCGGGGAUGGCGAAACGGUGCACGACGCGCAGUGGUCCCCUACCCGCAUCGACGAGCUCCUCGUCGUCCAUGGCCGGAUGCCGCAAAACCGGGCCACCCUGUACAACAAAAGCGGCGUGAAGCUGCUCAGCCUCGGGGAGGCGCCGCGGAAUAUGGCGCAGUGGGCGCCCAACGCGGAGGGUUUCGUCCUCGGUGGCAGUGGUAACCUCGCAGGGGAUUACGUCUUCUACGCCUACCCUGCCGGAUCCACCGCGAAGGCGGUUUCCGAGGCGGGUGCUCGACCUUCCCUUUCCGCCUCCUCCCCCUCUCUUGCACCCGUCUGCACGGGUGAAUUCAACGAGAAGUGCAGCUUCCACAGCUGGGCCCCGGAUAGCCAUCAUUUCCUCUGCGCCACCCUCUUCACACGGUUGCGGAUGGAUAAUAAGGUGGUGCUCGUCAAGAAGAACGGGGCGCGAGUGGUGACGGUGCGCUAUAAGGAGCUUUACGGCGCGCAUUGGGUGCAGAUGAGGCCCGCGAGCGCCCACCCUCGCCGUGCGCCCUCCCCACAAGGAGGGGAGUCCGAGCAGGAGGCCAAACCGCGUGUGUAUUGUCCCCCCGGGGGAACCUCCUCGAGGGCCGCCGCGCUACUCCGCCGGCCGCAGAAUUCCGCUUUAGGCUCGGGGGCCGCCCCCGCAGCGACCGUCGGUCCCGUCGGCGCGACCUUGGUCGAGAAGAAGAAGAAGAAGAAGAAGCAUUAG
Messenger RNA from Phytomonas sp. EM1, 1674 nucleotides. Lineage: Eukaryota; Euglenozoa; Kinetoplastea; Trypanosomatida; Trypanosomatidae. The record is from the annotation of a GenBank genome assembly.